Molecule: messenger RNA, 1050 nt
Organism: Phymastichus coffea
Lineage: Eukaryota; Metazoa; Arthropoda; Insecta; Hymenoptera; Eulophidae
Product: mite allergen Der f 6-like
Exons: 5
Coding region: 174-959 (261 amino acids)
Biological process (GO): proteolysis
Molecular function (GO): serine-type endopeptidase activity
Source: RefSeq, a predicted model, not a curated record
CGGCAGUGGAAGCAGUCAGUUGGAAUUCACUCCUUUGUCCAAAAGUAUCGCGACAUUUACGCGGCUUCUCGAAUUCUCUGCGUUAGCACCUGCAUUUACUGGCGAUACCUUGAAUACUUUAAAUAAACAAAUUUUACGUUUAAUCGAAAGUUCAACAUCGUAUUACUUACAAUAUGUACAGGAUAUUUUUUAUUUUAUUUAGCAUUUUGCAGAGCUUCUCAAGUACAGCUGAUGCGCUCAUCGCUAGCAAUACAAAAUCAAUCAAUAUGGAUGAAUGUCCAUCAUUUAUCGUAUCCAUCGGCACGGAGAACAAUCACAUCUGCGGUGGAGCUCUCAUAUCGCAAAGACACGUCCUCACAUCCGAACUCUGCGUACAAAAUCAAAGAGCGAAAAAUUUGAAAGUAUCAAUCGGUCCCACAGAUUUGCUCUCCGAUAGCAAUUACGAGUACGUAAACGUUGAGUCAGUCAUGCGUUUCGACGACUGGAUCAAACGUCAUCAUUCGACAUUUUACCCUAACAACGACAUUGCUAUUUUAACGUUGAAGCAAGCAGUGACUGACGUGAAGCCAGGAUUGAUUAACGAUACAUCUCUAAACAUUAAUUUCUACGGUAAAAACGUAGUGACAGUAGGUUGGGAGCAGGACGACGAUAAAAAUCUUUUGAGAUGCUUACAAACAAGUGUUUUAAAAGUGUUGACGCCGGAUCAGUGUAAUGAAAAUCUUUAUAGACUGACGGGGAGUCGAUUUAAGAUCAAUGAAAAAUACUUCUGCACUAUCGGAGCCUCUCAAUUGCUCGGCAAGGAAAAUGAAGGCAGUCCGAUAUUAUACAAUAAUUUAAUUAUCGGAGUGAACCAUGGAAAAUUCAUAGAUAUCAUUGGAGAUCGACACGUUGAGCAGGACUUACAUAUAGGUUUAGAAUAUUACCAAAGAUUUAUCCAGGACAUUUUGAGCAAUGCUUAAUUUUCUACAAGUUUUACAGCUUGUUUUAUAAGUGUUAUGAAAAGUCAUUGAAAAACUAUGUUACUCUUUUGAAACUCAUAUGUCAACUAUA